Emiliania huxleyi CCMP1516 is the source of this 495-nucleotide messenger RNA. RefSeq lists its product as hypothetical. The annotation marks the transcript as partial. The transcript has a single exon. Lineage: Eukaryota; Haptophyta; Isochrysidales; Noelaerhabdaceae. The record is from RefSeq and is a predicted model, not a curated record. Gene Ontology annotation, molecular function: P-type calcium transporter activity. Gene Ontology annotation, biological process: calcium ion transmembrane transport; intracellular calcium ion homeostasis.
AUGGCAUCCACCGCAUCAUGGGCGCUGACGGCCGAGGAGGCCGCCAAGCGCCUCGACGUCGACCUCUCCGUCGGCCUGGAUCGCGCCGAGUCAGAGCGCCGGAUCGUCCUGCACGGCCCGAACGCCAUCCCAGACGAGCCACCGACCCCGUGGCUCCGCCUCAUCCUCGCACAGUUUGACGACCUGCUCGUCAAGAUGCUGGUGGGAGCGGCGGCCGUUUCAUUUUGCCUGGCAAUGGGCGAGGAGGCCGGGGAGCGCCUACAUGCUCUCGUUGAGCCGCUCGUCAUCGUCCUCAUCUUGCUGCUCAAUGCCGUCGUCGGUGUGUGGCAGGAGUCGAACGCCGAGCAGGCCAUCGAGGCGCUCAAGGCGUACGAGCCCAACGACGCGGAGGUAUGGCGCGAGGGGGCGUUGUGCGUCAUCGCUGCCUCCGAGCUGGUGCCUGGCGACGUCAUCCGCGUCGCAGCGGGCGGCCGCGUGCCGGCAGACUCGCGACUG